CUUUAGCCAAUGAAAUUUGAGAGUUUCUCUUCAGCGCUGUGGAAACUGGUAUGAAUUUAAGAUCUCCGCUCGAAAUUUACGGCUUUUCGCUGGAUUUAAAGCCGUUUGACGCCGAUGUUUCGCGUGUGAGGAUUCACGCGAAAUGUGCUCGCGGCGCAAGACCCCCGUUCUCGAAGUCAGAGCUUCGUAGCUCCGUUCGCGCGAACCUCGCGUCGGCAUUUCACCAGACAGACGUGGUUCUGGAGAAUGUAGGAUUUCGAGGAGUUGUACUUUCUGUACGGCACAAUGGUGCUGACAGAGAACAUAAGGCUUGACUUAACAGGUCUGAUUUUACUUGAGCUCCAAGCAAAGGCCUGAAGAGCUGCUGGUUGGAAAACAUUUGCCCAUCCCUUCCCUCCCCCCCAAAAAAAACCUUUACCUAAACUGCCUUUCAACAUUCUUUCAGCCUUUCUGGAAAGCAUUCGCUGCGUCUUUUUUUUUUCGAAAUCCCUCUUGACCUUCCCUCCCCCUUCAUUCUGCGAAGUCUGAUUUACCAAUUUCGUGGCUUCAGUCUGCUUUUUUUAAAACCACAAACCGCAUGCUCCCCUAAGUGUGAGUCAUGAGAAAACAGACGUGCAACGUUCUUCUGGUCUGUGGGGUCAUCAGCUCCAUCACGGUUUUUUAUCUUGGCCUGAGCACGAUAGAAUGCCCGACUGCUCGUUCUCGCGCUGCGCAGCACCGGUGGGCGGCUAAUCUACAUGCUGGCCGAAACCUAAGUGACCCGUUACAGAUCCCAGAGGAAUACAACGAGGAAACCCCUCUCAUUUUCGUCGGCGGAGUCCCUCGUAGUGGCACCACGCUGAUGAGGGCCAUGUUGGACGCCCACCCUCUCGUCCGGUGCGGAGAAGAGACCCGCGUCAUCCCCCGGCUGCUAGCCAUGCAGGCCACGUGGAGUCACUCUGCACGUGAACGGGUCCGUCUGGAUGAAGCGGGGGUCACCGAUGAGGUCCUGGAUUCAGCAGUGCGUGCCUUUCUGUUGGAGAUCAUAGUGGGCCACGGCGAGCCCGCUCCGAGGCUCUGCAACAAGGACCCUUUCGCUCUCAAGUCCCUUUCCUACCUCUCCAAGCUCUUCCCUAAAGCAAAGUUUGUUCUUAUGCUACGCGACGGCAGGGCUACUGUACACUCUAUGAUUUCUCGCAAGGUGACCAUCACCGGGUUUGACCUGUCGAGUUACCGGGACUGUUUGGUGAAGUGGAACCGGGCGGUGGAGGUGAUGUACGACCAGUGCCUGGCUGCAGCGGACGGCAACUGUCUGCCCGUGCAUUACGAGCAGCUGGUCCUGUACCCUGAGCGGGUGAUGCAGAAGCUCCUACGCUUCCUGGACCUGCCGUGGGACACCGCCGUGCUGCACCACGAGCAGCUUAUUGGGAAAGCCGGUGGAGUUUCACUGUCAAAAGUGGAACUGUCGACGGAUCAAGUAGUCAAGCCAGUGAAUACAGACGCUCUGUCUAAAUGGGUGGGCAAAAUCCCUGCUGAUGUGGUGAAUGACAUGGCCAGCCUUGCUCCGAUGUUAAGUCGCUUAGGUUAUGACCCACUGGCCAACCCACCAAACUACAGCAAGCCUGAUCUCUUAUUUCUGAACAACACCAAAAUGGUGAGGUCAAUCCAAAACUGAAAGGUCCUCUCAACCUUUAAAGCAAUAAACAAUGUGCAGUUUUUGAGCACGUAAAGCCUUUACUUGAAUGAUCAACUUCAGCAGUUUUGUUGGAAAAGAAAUUCAUCUUGUAUAGGACCAUCGUUGCUUGUGGCAACAGUUUUAUACAGUGAUAGUUUUAUUGUUGUAUUUGUGAAGUCAUUUUUCUAUUAAAUUUGAUUUUAAUUUUUUGUUACUUGUAUGCUUUGGUGUUGCUACUAAUGUUAGUCUAAUGCCUUUUCGUUAUUUUAUGUGUGUAAAUGCAUGCGUGUUGUGUUAGAUGUGUCAUAAUGAGUUAUUAUUACACAGGAAACAAUGCUGAAAAAGGAAGCCACACGUUGCACAGAAUUACCACUUUUUGCAUUGUUCUCCUUGACUGCAAGUUUAAAAGUGUUUUUAAAAUGUUGACCUUUUAAAGGAAUUAUCAUUUUAUUGUAGGCCUUUUAUUGUGAAUUUAUGUAGUGCAUACUUGACAAAUGUGGUUCAAACAUGAAGGACUUCAGACACGGUCUCUGCUCAUCUCCAGCAUUCCUUCACAUACCUUCAAGUCCAGUAAUAUAGAACAAUCUGUCUCAUCGCAUGAGACUGCAACGUUUUUUGUAACAUUUAACGUUUUGUUUCAUGGAAUAAAAUAAAGCAUAUUUAUUAAAUGUUUUAUUUCUAAAAAAAUCUAUGUGUGUUUGAAUGUGAAAUGAGAUUGCUCAGAUUAUGUGGUGUAAUCAAAACAAAUUGAAAGGACAAUAAAAAAGUAUUUUCGAUUGAUUUUUAA
Molecule: messenger RNA, 2441 nt
Organism: Puntigrus tetrazona (Sumatra barb)
Lineage: Eukaryota; Metazoa; Chordata; Actinopteri; Cypriniformes; Cyprinidae
Gene: tpst1l
Product: tyrosylprotein sulfotransferase 1, like
Exons: 3
Coding region: 599-1654 (351 amino acids)
Biological process (GO): peptidyl-tyrosine sulfation
Cellular component (GO): Golgi apparatus
Molecular function (GO): protein-tyrosine sulfotransferase activity
Source: RefSeq, a predicted model, not a curated record